Molecule: messenger RNA, 939 nt
Organism: Brassica napus (rape)
Lineage: Eukaryota; Viridiplantae; Streptophyta; Magnoliopsida; Brassicales; Brassicaceae
Exons: 4
Coding region: 90-743 (217 amino acids)
Source: RefSeq, a predicted model, not a curated record
AGCAUUAAAGCUUCUCUUUCCGACCCGAAAAAAGGAGAAGAAUAGGGUUUUGUCGUUUUAACCCCAAACUUGAGAAACUAGGGUUUGUGAUGGCUUCAUCAAGCACAAUCGAUUACGAGAUCAUCACUGACCCGUGGGAUCCUAAAUGCGUGAGCGCGUGCACCAUGUAUUAUCCUGGAAACGAGCCCGAAGAUACGGAGCUUCUGCUGGAGAAGAUCCGCGGGAAACUUGACGAGCGGAUUCACAAUCACACACUAGCGGAGGAGUAUCGUAUUAUGAACGAACAGAUCGUGAAGAGUCAGGGAUUUGAUGUCGAUUUCUCCAAGCUGCGUUACCUUUUCGACUUCCAGCCUGCGUUUCUCGACGAACUCUACCCACUCGGCAAACCAGAUACCGGUAGGGUCUAUUUCGGUAGAUUGGCUGCAGAAGCCCUUGAGAUUUACAACAAAAGAGAGGGAACUGGUUUCGAGUUCGUUGAUGUUCAGAAAGCAUAUAUUUAUUUGAACAGCGGAAAGGUCUACUUCAUCACAUUUGUAGCCAAAGAUCCUCUUGACAAGAAGACGAAAGUGUUUCAAGCUAAGGUCAUCCAUGUGUUCUGUAGAGAGAUUGUACACAGCUUCUGCAGGCUUAAACCCAACCAAGAAGGAACAUGUGAGGAUGAAGAUUCCAUUGCGGAGAAAGCGUCCGUUAGAAGAACCAAGAAGAGAAAGCAUGGUGGGUUGGAAAUUAAUCAAGAGUGGUGAAGGGGUCCUCUUAUUUCGGUUCAAGGGGUGGCUGGUCUCUUGGUCUCUCUAAUUAUGUUGUGUAAGAACCUUUUCUUUUGUUAUGAUGUUUGAGGAAUAAUUAUGUAAUUUCUGGAUUAAUCCUCCUUUUGGGGGAAGGUGAGAAUUCCAUGUAUCCUCAACUAAGAUUAAACUUUUAUAUCUUUCAUUAGCACUA